AUGGAGCCCGCAAUGUACAUGUGUGUGCUCUCCGGAGCACAACGACUUCCUCUUCCUCCUCCUCCUCCUUCUCUCGGUCCUUCUGCCACGGGCACUCCAAAAUGCAUUCAUGAGCAUUUUGUCCUUCCGUCGCCGCCGCCGCCGCCAGAUGCUCCUCUUUUUUAUCAUAAUCGACACAUGACCAUGCUCGUCGUCGUGCUACUGUUCAUUCUCACACUUUUGUGGAUGCUCUUCUGGUUCGGCUGGCGAAUGGUGAGUCAUGGCGAGUCAACAACGACAACAACAACAGGAAUAGAGGCGGCGCCAGUGAGGAAGGAGCAAAAACGAGAGGAGCAGGAGGAGAAGGUCAGUGGCAAGAGCGCUCUGUUGAGAAACAGAACAAGUGAAGCCUAUUUGUGGCGCCUUAAGCCCAAGAUUUAUAGGUGACCCAAUCGAAACUCGACGAAGAAGCUCUCAAUCAGAAGCUCAUUCCGAAUGGAACAUGUCAAGAAGCCCCAGUUGAUGAUUCUGAAGACGUCAAACUCAACACACACCUUCUCGAAUAUUCGGGAAAGCCUUCAGAAGCAGAAUCUUCGAAUUCCUUAGGAACACGGCUGCUAAAUCAUUCUUGCGAACCUGUGAAGAGCCAAGAAUUGCAGAAGUGCUAUUCAAAAUUCGUACUGACAUCUUUUGAACCACCAGAAGAUCGUCUUGAAGUAUCGGAAUCAACGACGCCACAAGGCUCACCGAAAUCCACGUCAUCGUGCGUUUCAUCAGAAGUUCUUCUGACUGACCCGAUACCUUCGGCAUCUGAAGAUGACUUUUCGGAAUCUUCAGGUUCAUAAAACUUCCGAAAAGUCCAAAUUUUUCCGUUUUAGGACCGUCCCGCCCUUCAUCUCUUCCUGCCUUUCCGUCCGUUCCGACGACGUUCAAUUUCACGCGGAAAACGCCCGAGUUGAUCCCGCGGAUGAUGUCGGAGGAAUUUGAGAAUUUGGGCCGAAGUAUCGAGAAACGCAAAUUGGAUAUACGGGACCUUUUGCGGAGAAUCGAGUCGGCGAAGCGGAGACAUCGGGUAAGAACUUUUUCGAACAAAUGUUUAUUUACAAACUUUUUGCAGCGAUUCAGUGA
Molecule: messenger RNA, 1107 nt
Organism: Caenorhabditis sp. 36 PRJEB53466
Lineage: Eukaryota; Metazoa; Nematoda; Chromadorea; Rhabditida; Rhabditidae
Source: the annotation of a GenBank genome assembly